This is a messenger RNA of Ilex paraguariensis (yerba mate), 276 nucleotides long. The record is from the annotation of a GenBank genome assembly. NCBI's taxonomy places the organism in Eukaryota, Viridiplantae, Streptophyta, Magnoliopsida, Aquifoliales, Aquifoliaceae.
AUGUCACUCGCAGUGUCAAACUCGGCACCAGCUACUAAGACUGUGGCCUCGGCUCCAGUCAACGUUGUUCCUUUCCAAACUCUUCCUCCUGCUCCUACUUUUACUGAUAUUACUUCUGGCUUUGUGCCUGCCCCUCAGGCUGAUGCUUCUACUGCUCCUGCUGACAUAGAGUCUGUUUUUCACAGUGCCAACUCCUUCUCUGCCAGCAUCGAUGAACUUUUCGAAGACAUUGGAGGAGGCAUUAGCAGCGAGGUCAUUGGGCCUCCAGGAGUUUAG